Molecule: messenger RNA, 4139 nt
Organism: Polypterus senegalus (gray bichir)
Lineage: Eukaryota; Metazoa; Chordata; Cladistia; Polypteriformes; Polypteridae
Product: rho-related GTP-binding protein RhoA-D
Exons: 5
Coding region: 237-818 (193 amino acids)
Biological process (GO): small GTPase-mediated signal transduction
Cellular component (GO): neuron projection
Molecular function (GO): GTP binding; GTPase activity
Source: RefSeq, a predicted model, not a curated record
GGUGGGGAUUUAAGUAAUUCCAACAGCUGCACCCCGCCCCUCCUCUUCGGACCCCUGCGGUAGCGAAAAAGGCAGGAGGGCGGGAAGGCGUGAGCGUGGAAAGAAGACUGGGAGGUUCCAAGGAGCGCGAGAGUCGUGUGUGCCUGGUUUCUGUGGUACUCUCUGUCACCCCAAGAGACUGCACCAGCAGGAGACAUUGAAGUGUGAGCUGCCGUAGGAUCCCAAGGAGUACAGGAAUGGCUGCCAUACGGAAGAAGCUAGUGAUUGUGGGGGAUGGAGCAUGCGGAAAGACAUGCCUUCUUAUUGUCUUUAGUAAAGACCAGUUCCCUGAAGUUUAUGUUCCAACAGUUUUUGAAAAUUAUAUUGCUGACAUCGAGGUGGAUGGCAAACAGGUUGAGUUGGCUUUAUGGGACACAGCAGGCCAAGAGGACUAUGACCGCCUGAGGCCUCUUUCCUAUCCUGAUACAGAUGUGAUCCUCAUGUGUUUCUCAAUUGACAGCCCUGACAGCUUAGAAAAUAUCCCGGAGAAAUGGACUCCUGAGGUAAAACAUUUUUGCCCUAAUGUGCCUAUCAUCCUUGUUGGAAACAAAAAGGACCUGCGAAAUGAUGAGCAUACAAGGAGGGAAUUGGCCAAAAUGAAGCAGGAACCGGUAAGGCCAGAAGAAGGGAGAGAUAUGUCAAACAGGAUCAGUGCUUUUGGCUACCUGGAGUGCUCUGCCAAGACAAAGGAGGGGGUACGGGAAGUGUUUGAAAUGGCAACACGGGCAGCCCUACAGGUGCGGAAACGCAAAAAGAGAAAUGGGUGCCUGCUGUUGUGAAAUGGAAUGACAAAGAAGGCUAACAAAUCUAGUAACUUUUCCAACAACCAUCUGUACUGUAUAUUCUCCCCACUUUCUCUCAUGCAUAUUUUUCAUGGCCCAGGAGCUAAUUUCACCUCUGUGGCUCACAUUGUGGGAUUCUUGUUUAUGGGUAGAUGUGGGGAACCUAAUUGAAUUCAGCUACGCAUCUGACAAGAUGCUUUACAGAAUGAAGUUUAAGAAAAAGUCUUAUUUUUAGUCUGGGGAACCUGUCCCUUGACCUACAGUUUGCCUUGGUCUUUUUUGUGUGUGGAGAUAUAUAUAUUUUUGUCAGUCCCUUUCUUUCUUCUCUUAUACUACUUACCAAUUUUUGUCUUCAUUUGUUUCCUGGUUGACAAGGUGGGGCAGCAUGUCAUCAUAUUAGUGUGCCGUACUUGUGUUUUGAGGAUCAGGGUGCAACAGAAUUGGUUACCAGAGCUGGCCAAAUUGAUUGUGUCUAAGAUAUCUCAGCUUGCAGACCAGCUGUGGCUGUUGGAAAAAUGGUCUAGAUUUCUAUAUAAAUAUAAAGACAAGUAUACUUGAAUAUUCCUUUUUUUUCUGUCAGGCCACAAGAGAUAGCAUUUUCAUAUCUACAGAACACAACUACAAGAAAGUGAUUUAUUUGUCUAAAAUGCACAUAGAAGUAUUUUAAGUUGUAAUUUUUUUUUGUAAAGCAGAUACUUAACUCUUGCUUCAGGAGAUGGCUGGCUAUUUCACCAGCACUCUUGAGGUUGGUUAGAGCAAUAAUAAUGACUACAAUGAGAUAUGAUAGUAAAUUUACCAUUUUUAAGCUAUAUAAUGCUGACAGGCACACAAGUACUGGCUUGAGCAGUUGGUGUAAAUAAAGACCCCAGAAAUGAAAUAUAUGAAAAUGAGAAAUCAUCAAGAGCACCAGCCAGGUCUCUGAAUCUGAGGCCUUAGUGUGCUACCUUGUUUAUGAUCAUUUACUUGAUAUGCUCUUCCUAAGCAGGAGAAGGAAGUGUGUGUCAAGUUGUGUGUGUGUUUUUUUUUUUUUGGUAAAUGUUGCCAUUCUUUUUCAUUUUCAAAAUAAAUCCUUUUAUGCGAGUUGCUGUCAGAUGAAUAUAUGAUGGUUUUGCCUCAUUACAACUCCAAGACCAAAUCUGUUAAGCCAAGUGUAAUAGAAUGACUUGUUUUCCAUAGCUUGAUUUCAGAAAGUGGUGGGCUUUUAUAUAUUAUAACCAUUAGCCAAGUUCUUGAUUUCAUAAGUGCAUCUUGUAAUGCAGUUUUUCCUGGUUUUCCAGUUGUUUACAAGAUCGUAUUCUAAUUUGCAUUCUGAUUUGAUGUUUGAUUAAAAAAUAAAAUAUUCAGAUUAAAAAAAAAAAAUUGUAAUACUUUUAAAUAAUGUCUAAAAAUGUUAGUCACUUGUUUCCUAACCUUUAUAAUGUAAAAAAACUUUAAUUUUACAUUACGAUUUCCAUGCACCAAAGCUGCUGGUAGCAAGAAAAAGCAAAGACAGUUGUAGGCAGCUCAGGGCAGGCCCUAAUGGAGCAGCUUCGCAGGUAAGGGACUGAGAACAACAGAAAAGCUUGUUAGUUGCCACCUUAUUUUGCUUAACUUCCUUUAGUAGUCUACAAAGAGCUAAGACUGUUUUCCAUUUACCAUUUUGUAGCCAGAAAGCUUAUUUGAGUGCUGUGACAACAGUGGGUAUGUUUAUUGAACAUCAUCUGUGGUCAGGCUCUGGUGACCACUUGCACCUGCCUUUUGAUAAAUUUUGUGAAUCUUAUUCUUAAAUCUGUGAAGCUGGAAGGGAGAGGUAUGCACGCUUUCUUAAAAAAAAAAAAAGGCAAAUUUCUAUGAAAGCCCAUUGUCAGUGCUUUGUAAUUCAGUGAAUUUUGCUGUAGUGAAUGUUCAAAGAAAUCAAACAAGGAAUGAUAAUAAAAGUAUUUUUUGCAGUUGUUUUGAGCUGCCUCUUUUUUAAUAGUUGUCACCAGGUGAUGUUUAUGUUGAUGCCCCUAAAUGUUUCAGUUACUGAUAGCUGAGUACAUUUUAAGACCAGGUAAGCAGUAGGCACAGUUUCAUCUUAAACCAAAAACUGUAAACAAAGUUUUCAAUUCAUGGAGUCCUGCAUGAAUUUAUGGAGUAGUAUCUUCUUUCCAGUAGGCUGUCUGUAGUGGUCUGUGUAGUGGUUUCUUUCUAACUACUGCAUGAAAAGUAACUAAUUGGAAGGACUUCUCAUACAGUUUCAACUUUCAUGGCAUAUAAAUAAUGGGCAAAUUUAAACAUUUCUUAUUAACUGAAUGCAGCUAUUUAUCAUCCAACUACUCUUAACUUGCACAGACAGAGUAAACAAAGUAAUCAGUAUAAAAUUAUUCCAAACAGUUGGAAUCUUUUGAUCUUUGUGAGGAGAACUGUGCAUAAUUUCAACAUUUGAAUAAUUGUACAUGCACUUAACUGGCUCUUAAGGUAGCUGAUGACAUAAUAACAUGAGAUUUAUCCUGUGACAUGGUCAUGCUUCCUAUAGUUUUAACAAGUGUGAGUGUAAGCUUUGCCAUAGUUUAAGGCUGCAUAUUUUGUCCUUUUUGUCUGUUUAGUUCUGUUCCACCCAAAGGCUUUGUUCAGCUGCGGUAACAAAAAAUGUACUGUACAGAAGUGUGGCAAGUGUCUAAUAUUGGUAAAGUUGUCAGUAUGCUUUGAAAAUAUCUGAUUGGAGUUUUCUCCUGUCAAGCCAUUGCAAUUGUAUGGGAUUCAAAACUCAUUUUUCCUUUGUGUGCUCAAUUUUUUUUUGUUCUGCCUUUCAGCCUUGUUGCAAUUUUGAAAACUCAUCUGUGUCAAAUAAAACAAUUUAUUGUUGCAUUUUCAUACGUUCAGGUCUGCCAUCUCUGUAAAAAUGUGUGCACCUUUCAGCAGUGUGUUCUUCACCUGUGGCUUGCCUGUCUACUCUGUGCCAUUUUCACUUCUCCAUGUGGAACACAGUUGUGUGCUUUAUGCUAUUGGCUCCAAAUGUAUGAACAGCAUUAUAAUCCAAUUCUCAAUCAAAUCAUGAACUACAGGAUUGGUUGACUAUCGAAGAGACAACUUUUCACCAAUUUACAUUAAGUGUUCUUAUUUCACGCAGCCUAUGGAACGAGAGUGGCAGCAUGUUAUGUUAUUUAGGCAUGCAAGUAGAGUUCCAUUGUACUUUGUACACAUGAUAAUACAUCUGAACUGAUUACAAUACGUUUUUUAAAAUGAUACAUUUUUUGAAAGAGCCAAGGCCGACUGUAUGUUGCUGCAAAGUUCAUGGUGCCAGUUCACACUUAGGUUUUACACACUUUUUGUGGUAUGUUGUAUUCAUGCACAAUU